Pocillopora meandrina is the source of this 35459-nucleotide messenger RNA. The record is from the annotation of a GenBank genome assembly. NCBI's taxonomy places the organism in Eukaryota, Metazoa, Cnidaria, Anthozoa, Scleractinia, Pocilloporidae.
AUGGCGGCCUCUGCAGCAGAGGAGAGUGAGGUUGUGACAACUUUAUCGGUCAUUUUAGGGAUUUCUAGGGAAUUAAUUGCUCAGCUUGCCACUAAACAUGAAGAUGCAACCGUAUUUCUACUCAAAGUCAAGCAGAUGUUUGAUGAAUACUCUUCUAAAGAGGAAAAAAUUCGCUCGGACAUGGCUACCCUUCGACGGGCACGUGUAGACGCAGGUUUGUAUUUUUUUCCGUUUAACGUGAUAAAAAUCCUGAUAACAUUCCCUUAUAUAGCUCCUUUUGGCUUUGACUUACUGUUUCAACUCAAAUACGUUUGGGAGUUGUAGAAUGUUCCUUGAAAUCAUGUUUGCUAUUUGUUUGAGGCGGUGAAUAUAAUUAUCUUAUGGGUUAAUCUGGCGAGUUGGCUCAAACUAACCAUCAUUCCGUGAAUGUAGAGCAACAGUUCAACCAAAUAGAGAAGCAGCUAAUCUCCUGCAAUGCCAAACUGGAGUCAGAGCAAAAACAGCAUGAAAGACUUCAAAAGGAACAUGAAGAAACUGGUAAGCUUAAGAUAUGUAUAUGAACGAGUGAUUAUUAUAGUAUCCAAGGUUACAGAAAAGUCUGUACUCUAGCAAGUACCACCACUCCCCUCUAGAUGGGAUCUUAGUCCAUACAAGGUUACCUGCAGCAUUCCAUCAGGCUUCCCUGACAAUUUGCAGUCACCCAUACAUACUCCUGGCUGGAGAGAGACACUGUAAGAGUGAAGUGUUUUACCAAUGGACACAACACAUUGACCCACAGUCCAGUGUACUGACCACUAGGCUGCUACAUCACCUGCUAUUAUAGUGUUGAGAACACUGUAAAAUCUAACAAGAUGCUUCUUGGAUAUCAUCCAAAAGAAUUCAACAAGACAUAGGAUGUUGUUGCAAUCAAUAUUACUUUCAAAUAUCAUCAAUAGUUUUCUACUAGAAGGAAUUUGUUCAGGGAGUGUUAGAGUAUCUCCAUUGCUGAUAGAACUUAAUUGGGCCUGACUGGCCAUUGCAGCCCUUUAGAAAAUUGGCAGUACUUCAUUUCUGCAGACAUAGGGGUGUUUUCCCCAAUCCAGUUUGUGUGGGAUUUCAAGUUUACAAUUAUAUAGUAUAUAGUUUGCACUAUUCUAGUUCUGUUUUCGAAACAAACUACUGUAGCUUCCUAUUUUCCAAACUUUACAAAAAUCCUAGUUGCUGUCAUUUUAUACUGAAGGUAAUUUGUACUUUUGCUUUCUUACAGUGGCUUCCCUUGCAGAAAAGCAGAAAAGACUUCAAGAAGUAGAGGGUAUCAAGGAAGAUGCAUCAGCUAAUUAUGUAAGCUUUUCUUUAUAAUCUCGUGUAUUUCCACUCUCAUGCUAUUCUUCUAAUCUGAUGACAGUCAGUGAAAUGUAUACAUGAGCUCUAGUUCUUAGGAAGUGUGGAUAUUGUUUUUUUUUCCCCCAGACACGUGUGUCACGACUCAAUGAACAACUUGAAUCAGAAAAACUAGAGCUCUUGUCAGUUGUAGAGCGGAAAAACCAGGAGAUUGACAGAUUGAAUGGUAUGAAAAUUAAUAUCUUUGUUUGAUAUCUUUUUUUGUUUCUAUUUGUUAUUGAACAAAUAGAUUCUUUGUGGCUUAUGAUUACUUUUUCUCCUAGAAAUGAAAAGGAUAAGGUUAAUAUGUGUUUUUUAUGGUUGAAUAAAAAGUGAAGGUUUAAGUGAACUAUAAAUCAAUAAAGACCCUUACUGGCCUUUAUAGUGAGGAUUCUGGUUUGAUGUUAAACAUUUCUCAUAAAUUUUUUAAUGAGUAAUGUAAAUAUUUUGUCCUUGAUGUAAAAAUAGAGGAGUGGAAAAGCAUGUCAGAAAAACUGUCUGAAGCCAAUGCUGUCAAGUGUGCAGCUCAGGUAUGGUAGUAAAUGUGAAAGACAAGUUGUGGAUGCAGAGGUAAAGUGGAAUGUGUUCUAAUUUACUCUGUGUCAGUAUAAAUGCAGCUUUUUGGUUACUGUCUUUAGCAUCUUAAUGUUCUUGAAACGAAUAAAGAUAUGAAAUUGUAGGAUUCAGGUCAUAGCUGUCAAUAAGUUUUGAAGCAGCUGUUAGAUUGGAGAUGUCACCUGCAGAAUUGUAAUAGGUGCCAAAUUUUAACAUAACAGCAAUUACCAGCAUCACCUAUAACAUUGAGUGAAUUCAGCCUUAACAAGUGUUAAAGGUUGUGGCCCUUAUUCACAGUCCCAUAUGUAUUGAGAUUUACAUGUACCUACUGUUCAAAUCUGCAUGUAUAUGCUCUUGUGCUGUGGUUUAUUUUCCCUCUCUGUUGUCAGGUGUAUUUUUUUCUUUUAUUACACCCAUUUUGGAAUCACUGGUGGUCCCUGUAAUCUGAUUGGCUCUAGUUGGUGCAAUUUAUUCAUGAAUCACACCAUUGUUUACUUUAAAUUGCAUCUUUUUCCCAGCCAAUGAGAAGGCUACACUAAAAACAAAACAACCAAUCAGAUUUCAAGGCUUGUUUAAAGUAACCAAUCAAAUUGCAGGAAAAUGAAAGACAAAGAGUAUCAUGUGGCAAAUUUUGCAACUUUUGUUUUCAAAAUUCUUAUUUUUUCCCCACAAAAAAUGAAUAAAUUUAAUUUCAAGCCAGCUUAGUACUGCAUCAAUGAAAUAUUUGAACUGACCAAAUCCUGUAUUUGGGCGAUUUCAAAAUGGAUGUAAUAAAGUGGUAAUUGAACCUCAUGUCCUACAAUUUUUAGUCUGAAAUCAUACUUUUGAUUUCAAAUCAAACUCGCACUGUGCACUCAUUUGAUUUUGAAAUCACGUGUAUGAUUUCAGCCCAAAUUACACUCCACUCAGUUCAAUUACCAUUAUUAAAUAAGAAUUUCAAAUGUGAUACAUGUCCUGUCAUGUACAUGUAAGAUGCUACUUGUAUUACGACUCAACUUUGUUGUAAAACUAUUCUGUUAGACUUAAACUUUUGAACCACACUUUAAAAAUUAUGUGUUUAACCUUGAAGAGAGGGGAAAAUGUAUAUAGACACUGUAUUUCUGUAUAACUGGGUUAUUUGUAUUUCAGGCCAAACUCGAUCAAAUUCAAAGUCAGGAAACUUCUUUCAAGGUUAGGAUGAUAAGAGCUAUGUGUUUAGAGAAAGAUGCAAAGAAAAAUAGCUAGAAAACCAUUUGAGAAGAGAAAACAGAUACCCUAGAGUUAAGUACUCAUCUUGACUAAGCGUCCACCCUUUUGUAAUAAAAGUUAAUUAACAACCACCCCCCUCAUUUAAAAACUGAAGUGCACAAGAGGAGUUCUAUUAUGAUUACUUAACUGGCUUAUAAUCAGUAAAUUCACUGUCUAUGGUAUAUCUUCAGAUUUUGUUAUUACUGUUCUCAUUGUUUUGUUGCAAAGAGAAAGAAUGAGGAGGCAAUGUCUUAGAACAAGCUGUUAUGACCAUUGAAUAUUUAUAAAACCUUAAACAAGAAAAAGUAUUGGAAAUGAGGUACUGUACAACUGCCCUUAAGCUGGUUCUUUCAAGUUAAACAAUUAUGUUAUUCUUGCAGUUCCGUGAAAAGAGAAUUGAACAAGAAAGGGAUCUUAUUGAACGACAGAAUAAAUGGCUGAAUGAAGAACUCAAGAACAAAACUGAUGAAUUGGUACAAAUUCGGAAAGAAAAGGUAUUUGGUCUUUGCAUAUUAAGUUCAUUUUUGUGACUGUCAGUUCAGGCCAAAAUUCCCUUUACCUAUUCUUAAUACUGUAAUUGACCAAUUUUCUCUGCUGAAUAUUUUUUUUGCAAGGUUUUUUGUUUCUUUUUGCUCAAUAUUAGUGAAACUGUGAAAUACUCUGUUGAUGUUUUUUUUUUACAAAAUUGAUGAAAUAAUUUUACUUUUUAGUCAUCCCAAGUAUUGGAACUUCAAACACUGUUGGAUCAGAGAACUGAAGAGGCAAGAGGUUCAUUAGUUUUAGGAAUACUCUGCAUUACAAAGUGCUUCACAAAUUCAAUGUUGUGAACAGCUUUUUGCAUGCAGUUCAUAACUUUAUGCUUUUCUAUAAGUUUUUGGGUGUACAAUGAUGUUUUGCUUGUGCAUCUUUCAGCUUUCUCAUCUUAAAGCUUCAUCAGAGACAUUAAAGGAACAGAGUAAUGAGACAAACAGCAAAGUUGUAAGCUACAUGCAGCAGCUACAAGCGGUGAGGGUUCUGAGGACCAUGCCUUUUAAGAUGCGUUUGAUUAGUACAAAAUUAAUGUAAUUCUCCUUACUGUCCUUUAAUAGUAUACAUUUCUUACAAUGUUUAUUCUGCAUUUUCCUGUAUGGCCUGCUGAAUUUAAAGGUUUAUUGAAUCUACAUCUUUUUGUCACCAUUUGAAGCCAGAAAUAUGUGUAAUAUCUCACUAAUCUUGUUGUCUUGAUCUAUACUGUAAGUUCCAAGGUUUUCUUCUAGGAUUUAUGGCCCAAGCAGAAAAAAACUUGGUCCUUAACUUACAGCACAGACCUUAAACUCAGUUAGUUACAGGUAUGUACUAUGUUACUAAUGUAUAGUUUUGUUUGCAGGCUCGUGAGCAGUUGAUUAAGCAGGACGACCACUUCAAAACAGAACUAGCCUCACAGUCAAAGCUGGCAGUACUUUAUAAGGUGAUUUUUCUUGGAAUAUUUGACUCUCUACCAUUUAAGAGGUUGGCAAAGGGUUUAUACAGCUGUACCUGACGUGUGAUUAAGGCUUAAAGUGUAAAGAGUGAAUUUUACAGAAAGGUGAGCAUGUUUUAUGUAUUUAUGAACUAACAUGAGGCCUCCAGAAGACAUGACCUGUGAAUGUUUCCUUACAUUUUGGGAAAACAUGAAGAUUUCCCCACAACAUUGCACACAAGAUGAGUGAUUUGAAGUUUUCCCUUCUAAAUCUGUGACAUGUGAAACACAGUUUAUGGUAUUUGUCACGCAAGAAUAUUUUUUCAAAAUUCAGGCAUGAAAUGGGAUCAGGCUCCCCCCACCCUUUGCCACCCUCACUUAUUAUACAAACUGUGGUGUUAUACAAGGAUUUCCAGCCCUGAGAAAAGCUGCCAUAACAACACAUGUGAAAAAAAUACAAUAAUUUUGCAUGUGUGUUUGAUAUGGCUUAUCAACUGCACCUUCCAACUUUUUGCAGGAAUUGUUGAUCCCAUUUUUUCAUUCAUGAAUAAAGCCAACUUUUCUAGUCAGUGAAAGCCUCUUGUGCUUAUAUAAGGAACAAAAUAAUACAUGGUUGCUUGUAAAUACAGGUGUAUGGAGUUUCUCUUCUCGUGUUCAACUCAACAUCUCACUUGUUUCCUGUACUCACUUGUGAGCUGUGAAUGUAUUGAGUAGAACACUUGAAGAGAAAUUCCAUGUGUGCCCAUGGAUUAUUCUUUAUUUAACACACCUUUGAUCCAAAAAGAGCAUCUUAUUUCAGUAAGAAGGAGAUCAUGAUUAUAACUUUGUGAGUAAUUUUAUCAUUAGGAUAGUGCAGAUGAAGCAAAGAAGAAAAGUGAAGAACUUCUAACAGCAUUUGAAGAACUUCAAAAGCUACUAAAAGAAUCUAAUGAAAGUAAGUAACUGCAGAUGUUGUUUUUUUUCAGUUUAAAAUUAAGUCUAGAGUAAAAUAAACUUAAACUAGUUUGAUAUACAAUAUGUAUGUGAAUGAAAGUGAUCCUCAAAGUGAUGUGCACUAUUUAGGCAGUAGUGAAAAUAAGGCCUGAAAAAAAUCCAGGCCUGUACGGGAUUUGAACCCAUGACCUCUGUGAUACCGGUGCAGCGCUCUACCAACUGAGCCAACAAGCCAAGUGGGAGCUGGUCAUGAUGGUGGUUCUAAAUAAACCCGUGAAGUGAUGAAUAGACGGUUAAGAAUAUAUGAAAGUCAUAUAUUUGAACUCCGGAUAAAGACGUGAAUGAAAGUGAUCCUCGCAGUGAUGUGUACUAUUUAGGCAGUAGUGAAAAUAAGGCCUGAAAAAAAUUCAGGCCUGUACGGGAUUUGAACCCAUGACCUCUGCGAUACUGGUGCAGCGCUCUACCAACUGAGCCAACAAGCCAAGUGGGAGCUGGUCAUGAUGGUGGUUCUAAAUAAACCCGUGAAGUGAUGAAUAGACGGUUAAGAAUAUAUGAAAGUCAUAUAUUUGAACUCCGGAUAAAGACGUGAAUGAAAGUGAUCCUCGCAGUGAUGUGCACUAUUUAGGCAGUAGUGUAUGUUUUUACCUUUGUGUAUUUUACCUUUGUUUAUUUAUGUUUUUACCUUUGUUAUUGGGACACUGUAUGUCAUGAUAAUCCCAUGAUAAUCCUUAUUAUUUCUAGUAAUUCUUCUUACUGUCUGUUAUACAAUUUGUAUGAUGUUAGUUUAGAGAAUUUUGUACUGGAUCAAGUCAUAAUUCCCCAAUUUAUAUUUUUCUUUUUUCCUACUUGAUAUUGUGUAUUGUAUUUUCUUUUUCUUUUUGUGUGCUUGAUAUUGUAUCAACAUUGUUAGUUGAAAAUUCUGUCUCGGUCACUCAUGGGAGUUGAAGGUUAAACAAAGGAAAGUAUGAAACAAGCCACUGUUGUUUAAAACCAUUCUAACCUGAAAUCAGCUUUAAAAAAAUAUCCAUGCAGGUUAUAAUUGACUCUUAACCCUAUCACUCCUGAGAUCUUAUGAGUAAUUCUCCCUACUGUUUGUCAUAUAGUUCAUGUGAUGUCAACUUUGAGAAUUUGGUAUUAGAUCAACUAGUAAUCCCUUAAUUGAUAUUUUUCUUUAUUCUCACCACUUGUCUGCUUGAUAUUGUAUUGAUGUUGUAAGGAGAAAUUCUGUUUUGGUCACUCAUAGCAGUUAAAUGGUUAAGAAAAUUAUGGAGUGCUUACUCUCUUCUUGAAAUUCUUAGGUCGACUCGAACUUGAUAGCAGAUUCAAGGAACAGGAGAAUUCCCAUUUGGAGAAAGUUAAAGAACUUGGUAACUACAGCCCUUUUUUUGAAAUAAUGUUGACGUGCGCACUCAGAUCUUAGAUGGAGGAGGAGAUUGGUAAAAAUUAGUCAGAAUAAGGAUUUUUUAAAAAAAUUAAUGUUUUCUUCAACAGAGGAAAAGAUCAACAAACUAGACAAGGAGCUUGAGAAUGCCAAUGAUUUAUUAGCAGCUGCAAGACAAAGAGGUAAAAUUAAACUCUUGAACAAUUACAAACCUUUAAGGCUGGUUUUCACAGGCAAGAGAGAGUGAGUCGUAGCCAAAAUGGUAAGAGCACUUCUUACUUGGUGUGGAUUGAAAAUUGGAGUUAAAAGCAUAUUAAUUUCCAUAACCUUAAAAAUUUAGCACUGCUUUAGUAUUAGUUUCCUUAAUUGCAAAUAAGUUUCCCUCUCAAUUUUGCAUUAGAACUCUUAUAAGUGAUUAAGAUGGAAUUUCUCCAUUCACUCUCAAGACAGACAGUGAGGAAAAUUACUUUCACAGGAGUGAAAGGGUUAAUUUCAGUCAUGGUAAUAUCAAAUACCUACAGUAAAUGAACACCAUCAUCAAUCAAUCAGUCUUUGUAGUUUAUUUUGUUGAAAGAGGCUUUUGACCCUCCAUGCUAAAACUUAUGUAAACAAGCACUCUGGACAGACAUAUGGUUUCUUCCAAUUUCUCUCCUAUUGUGAUCUAAUUUUUAUCCCUUCAAGCACCAACAACGGUCAUCAAAUGGUUUGGGUAUUCAUCCAGUUACGUUAUCUUUGACAUGUUUCCAACUCUUUUCAGGUACAGCACCUUUAACUCCGGUAGAGCUGAGCACACUUUCACCAACUGCAGCAGCAACAAGUUCGUUUAUGAAGUCCGGAAUGACUCUAACCCAGGUUGAUACUUAGUCUAAUGAAUUUAUUUUCCCUUUUUGUGGGACAGUUCAGUGGUAACCUUGUUAAUUUUCCUUACAUCAGAUGUUAGUGAACUAUUAAAAGGAAAGUCUCCUUGUUUUUCUGUUGAAUCAAUGGGAUCACUGUAAACUGAAGAAGACUGAACACAUUUAUUUAUAUCUUCACAUAGUAGUUUGCAAUUUGUGUCAGAAAAGCAAUAGUUGUGAUUGACAUGCUUAAUUUGUAUUUUGCAGAUUUAUAGUCAAUAUGUGGAAGUCUCUGAUGCAUUGCAGCAAGAAAAAGAUGAGAAUAUCAGACUAAAACAGUACCUGGAUCAGAUACUGAAGGUAAAUCUGGUACAGAUCAGUGAUUUAGUUAAUGGCAUGAAAACGUUCCCUUUGUCAUGAGUUUUCCAUUUUCCUUAUACUGCAGUCUUAAAGGGAAGUAUCAUCUGUUAUACUGCAUGUCACUUCAAGGAUUUUUUCUUGUUUUCUUGCUUUUUUAUGUCUCUUCUUUCCUCUUUGCUUUCACUGUUGCAUUACGUUCAUUAUAAUUUGAUUGAGUACAAGAAGAAACAUUUUGAUAAUUGAUACUGUAGGAAAUUGAGGAGAAGGCACCAGUGCUUCAACAACAGAGAAGAGAUUAUGAGCAGGCAUUAAACAGUGUGGAUCAACUGUCAAGGAGACUGGAUUCAGCUCUUGUGGUGAGCAGAUUUUUAUAUAUCUGUAUUACAUUUUAAUCUGUGAACUUACUUGUAAAUGAACAAUAACAAUGUAAGUAAAGUGAUGAUUAAUGACCAAGCACCCUCCUAUCGACAAGUAACCCCUUUAUAUUAAGCCCUUUUCCCCUUUGAAUGUCCUUUCUUAGCAGAUGCCCCUACUGCAAAAGCCCUUAGUCUGAUAAGUACUCCUGCUUCAGUAGGAAUCCCCUCUGUAGCAAAAUUGAUGAAUGUUGAGGCCAAGUCACUGUUUAUGUAUCUUCCUCAGGAAUGCUCACACCACAUUGUUUCCCAUUACAAGCCUGGUGCUUUUCUUUUUGUUUCUCAAAUGUUAUUUCCAUGCAAAAGUGUUGGCCCUGCUGUCUGUUUUAGCUUGAAGAAAUCCAUUUUUGAAAAACAGAGUGCCCCCCCCCCCCUGUAAACCUCCAAAGAGAACAAUUCCCUUCACACCUUUCUCUCAGGUUAUAAAUCAAAGAAAAACUAAGCUGAUGAAUUUUGCAACAAUUUGUGUGUCUUUUUGGCUUGAGUUGUUUCCUUCUUUAACAUCUGUCACUAUUUUUAUUGAAGGAAAAUGAAGAGUCUAAAGUAAUUGCUGAUGAGGCUACCAAAACGAGUGGACAUCUGAAAAGAGAGAACGACAGACUGAGGAAUCUUUCUGCUGACCUAAGUCAACAGGUUUGUGGGAAUCAGAAGCUUUCAAUGUAAGAACCUCUUAAUGAUCAAGCACCCUCCUAUCAACAAGAAACCCCUUUAUAGUAAGCCCUAUCCACUUUGAAUGUCCUUUCUCAACAGGUGCCCUUACUGCAAAAGCCCUUUGUCUGAUAAGUACUCCUGCUUCAGAAGGAAUCCCCUCUGUAGCAAAAUUGAUGAAUGUUGAGGCCAAGUCACUGUUUAUGUAUCUUCCGUCACUGUAGUCACUAUUUAUGUAUCUUCUUCUAAACAACCUGAUGUGCUCUUACCAACAAAAGUAUAGCUUAUCAAUACUCAUUCUCCUUUUUGCUUCCCAAAAUUGCUUUAUCAUGAGUUUGGAUCCAUAUCUUUGUUGAUUGUAAAAACCAACCUGUGAGUGGGAUGUUGUCUUUUCCACCUGAAGAGGUCAAAAAUCACUUGAUAUUCAAGAAAAAGACAAUGUAAAGAUUAGUUUUGUUGGAUGGGAAUAACAGGAAUUCACAAAUAAAGGAUUCACUUCUGUGGUGGUACUUUUGCCUUCAGGUACAGGUCUUAUUGAAAGAAUGCGAGGAGGCAAGAGGAGGAGUGGUCAGCUCUGAGUUGAGUUUGACUCCCAUGUCAAGCGCUGAGGUCACCAGCUCAUCACAAGUCAUCUCUGAACACCUUGUUACUUUCAGGUAAACAAGCUAAAGUAUCAACAAUAUUUUGAAUUUAUUAAUCCUCGCAAUAGUUCAUGUCAAAUUUCAUGAGAUAGAAUUCUCCAGAUUGUAAAACAAUUGUAGGAUUGUGAUCAGGUGAUAUAUCCAGUUCCUUGAUAAUGUUGUGGUGCCCACAUCCAAACAAACUGACAAACAAAAAUUGCACAGUGCCAGGUACAGUAGUAUCUAAUAGUUGCUUUUCCCCCAAUAUCAGCGGCAGUAUUGUAAAUGUUUAACCCCUUAAACCCUAUAAGUGACCAGCAUUUAAUUUCUCCUUACGGUAAAACUGCUGAAUAACUCAUUAAGAUCAUGAGAAUAAAAGAAAUAAUCACCAACCUUGGAGCUUUGAUUGUUUAGCAAAUUCUCCUUGUCAGUACUAAAGGAAGUGGGUAGAAAGGAGUAUAGAGAAUAUGGAUACUGAUAUUAGGAUGUAAAGGGUCAGCACAUACAUAUGUUGCCAUUAUUCCCUUCUUCUAAUAUCGUCAUUUAAUCGCUGACAGGAGUAUCGAGGAACUUCAACAGCAAAAUCAGAAACUUCUGGGAGUCAUCAGGGAAUUAAGUGAAGAGAAAGAAAAGAAGGAAGGAGAAGACAUGUGAGUUGCAAUUUUUUAAAGGGUAUUUCUCUUCUUGUAUUGCUCUGUUUUGACUUUGAUUUUCUCAAAUGCAAUGCAUUGUUAAUCAACAUUUGUUAUAUUGUAUAAAGUGCUAAAUUUAAAUCUCUUUUAACCAGUAUGAAGGGGUUACAGAAUCAAUUGGACAUGUCAUUGAAGGAAGUUGAAGUUCUUAAGGAAUCAAGAGAGAGGCAAAUGAAUAUGGUUUGUAUUAAAGACAUUUACUACUGUAUAUCAAGAAGCUGAUGCACCAUCUCCCAACUCUAUCAUCAGCACUAUUACCACGCAGUUUCCUCAUCAAUCUAAUUUUGUGGUUUGUUCUCCUUAACAGGUCGAGGCUGUGAUCAGGCAACGUGACAUGUACCGUGUUCUGUUAGCCAAUAGUGGACAAACUCCAGUAAGGAGCAACUAUUUUUAAUCCUCCUUGACUGUUUUCCAAUUUUUUUUUUGUUGAAAUAAGGAACACAGACAUGAAUAUGACUGUAAACAGGUUACAUAUUAUUAAUUUCCUUAAAUACUGUUACCUAACCCCCUAAAAAGUUCCGCAUUGGAAUACUGACUCGAAUCCUCAUAACCAACUUCCUUCUUAAGGUAUAGCUUUCUUUGAAUAGUUCCAUCGAAAUUUGGUAACCUGAAUUUUGAAUUUCCAUCAGUUUACAAUCUAUGUUAUUCCUGAAUUUCAGAUCCCUACAGGAGACCUUGACCCAUCUGUUUUGGUAUCUUCUCCAUUACUCAAGACCCCUGAUAAAUCAAGUGCAGAACUAGAGGAAACUAAAGUAGCUCUAAAAGAACUACAGAGACACUUUGAAACUUACAAAAGUGAGAGAACACAAGCUGAGGAGUAAGUUUGUAACCAUGCCUUUUGAACAGUUACAGUCCUGCUGUAUGUAAUGUCUGGUCAAAACUAUAUAUAAUAAUGACUGCUAUUAUAAUUAUAACAGAUGAAUUGGGCACCUUUAAUACAAUGUAUGUCACAUACAUGUAGUCCUCAUUUCCCUGUGUUAUUCCUGAGCAAGCUCAGAAAGCAUGUGAGACUAUUUACAAGAUCUCCUCUAGUAAUAAUUUCUCAUACUGUCUGCCAUACAGUUCUUAUGAUGCUAGUUUGGAGAAUUGGGUAUUUGAUCAAUUAAUAAUCCCCUAAUUGAUAUUUUAAAAGGUUGAAUGUUUAUAAAUACAUUAACUACAUUGAAACAAGAUAUCCUUGUAAAUUUAUGAUAUAUUUUCCUUUUUUUUUGAUUCAUCAAUCAAAUCUUUACUAAUAUGGAAAUUAUUGUUGUUGGUGAGCUGCAUUGUUUAAAUAUUUUUGGGAAUCAAUCCUGGAAAAAUUCAGAUUUUGAUAGGAUUCCAACCUGUACGGCAUGUGCAUCACAGAUAUUAGUUGGGCUCCACUUCCAUCUGGGCUGUGUAUUUUGAGCAUAGAAAUUUUCAGUGGUUCUUUGUUCAUGUAAUAGAAUCUGAUUAGGUAAUGAGGUGAUCCUUUUAAAUGAGCUGCAGUCAAAGAAAAUACAGAAGGAUCGAAGCCUGAAAAAUAUUCUCACUUUGACAGCUAACCUUUGAUGAUCAUUUCAUUCCUUAUAAUUUAACAUGAAAGAAGAAAGCUAGUUCAGACUUUCUUUCCAAAGUGUAAAUUUUUUUCCUGAAAUGUCUUACGUGUUCCUUUUUUUUUUUUUUUAAAGGAAAUCGAAUGAGCUGCUAGAUAAAUUGCAAGCUGAGAAUCUUGAGUUAAAUGGAAGUAAUGCCAGAUUUAAGUCUCAGGUUAGUUUUAUAAAUUUCUUUCCUUCUUGUGAGUUUAACACGUUUCAGAAAAACUGCUGUUGAUCAGGGAACAAAUUUCAUGUAUUUUUUUGUUAAUCUCUAGUCAACCUUUUUUGGAAGGAAAGUAUCCCUUGUUUACAAGUAUUCAUCAAUAUUUUCAGGAAAUAUGAACUUUUUACAUGGCUUUGUCUUCAAAUGUUUACACUUUCAGUUAAUUCUCAUGAUAAUAAUACUUAAAAAAAAAUCUUCAAGUCACAGCUGAAAAUUUUGUCUAUACCAACCCAGGAGGUAAGAAAGAAGGUAGUGUGGUAUUUUUAUCAUUUAUUCAAUGAUUUCAUGAAUCCAGCUUAACAAUUUUACAUUCUCUUGCCACAGCUGGAGUUUGCUGAGGAACGUUAUGGAAUGCUAAAGUCAAACUCUGAGGCUUUCAAGAAAGAAGCAUCAGCUGCGUCCGAGAAGUCUCAUAGCUUGCAGACAGCACUCAGCAAGUUGCAAGCCACUCUUGACAGUGUGUCACAGGUGUGUUAAUAUACCAGGUUUAAGAGGAGUAACCAAAGAUUGAGAUCAGUUAAAAAGUGCCUUUUAAUAGAUGACUUUCAAGAAAAAUUCAGACAGAUUUAUAUAGCUUAUAAACCAAUUGUAGUUAUUGCAGCUACUGUCACUAGUUUAUGAACUAAUUACAGCCCCAUUGGUCCAUUUUUAUUUCAGAUCCUUUCUCAUUUUGUUUUUAAAAAAAAAGCAUAUUAGCUGAAUUUACUUUUAAGUUAAAAUGAAGGAAAAAGCCUUGAAAUCAAGGUAGACUUGGCUGGUCAGUUUAGUUAGUUUGAUCAAGGAAUUUUCACCUCAGUUUGCAUCUAGCAACGUGUUGUGUCGGUAUGUCACAUAUUUGAAUGUUUUUAAAGAAAUUGUUGUGGAAAGCUGGACAAGUGGAAGAUUACUCAUUAAAAAAUACUUACCAGAUGGUUUGUCAACAGUGGAAAUAAAGAUUUGGGAGUGAAAAAGGCACGAAAGAGCCUCUUCCCUUAAAAAUUUUCUAUGCAUACUCUAGCUGAAUACAUGAAAUGGUUUGUGUCCCAGACAUCAUUGUUCUUGUAUUGUUUCUUUUUUAAAUAGGAACUGACAAACACUAAAGAAAAGUUAAAUAAACUUGAGGUGGGUUUCUUUACUUAGUUGUAAUUUUGCUGUGAGAGAACAAUUUUUAACACUUUAGGCUAAAAUGUACACAGAACUGUCCCAAUUUUAAUGAGCUGUGUAGUGAUCCAUUUAGUUGAUCAGUUGAGCUCUUUGAAAAGUUCAUUAGUCUGUUUCUUACCUGUUUUACUUAUAUGUAGCAUGUAAAAAAGGUAUGUGUUUGCCCUAUUUUUUAGAAAAGUUACACACAAAUGUGAAAGGUCACAAUUUUAUGACCUGUUUACAUUGUCAUUUGCUAGUUAUGAGAAUAAGAUACAUAGAGCUGUAGGAAACCUCAACAAAACAUCACCCAUGUACAGCUUAAACCAUAGAUUAUGUCUUCUUAUUGAAGGUGAAAAGUUAGUGCAACUUACUGAAGCAGGCUGGAGUCAUUUACAACACGCUGCAUGUUGAUUAUUCUUUAACUUAAAUGCAUCACACAAUUUAUAAUGAUGAAGUGAUAGAGCAAAGAUGAUUAAUUUCUUUUAGUGGUUAAUUAAAACCAGUACCAUACUUUGUAGUAAAAGGUGACAGUAUUAUUUUCCAAAACUGGUGGUUGUUGAUCCUUAUGGAGCAUUCUGUUUUCUCAUUAAAUUUCAGGUCACUUGUGAAAAUCUGAAAGCAGAGAAAGCCAUGAUGAAGGAGUCAGAAGUUCGUCUAAUGCAGGAAAACAAAAGCUUGUUGGAACAUCAGAAAUCACAAAAUGUUCUGGUCACAAAUCUACAGACUCUUCAGGUUAGUCAGAAAUGUAAAUAAAUCACUCAAAACACAGGUUGAUGCAACCGUCAUAUCUAGUAAGUUCCUUACAUUAUAGCUGCCAUGAAUCUAUUUCAUCAUGUCAGGUUCUGUUAAGUUGACCAUGAGUAUGUCAAAGGGGGUUACUUUCUAAAGAAACUUUGGUGCUUCAUGGGUGGGGGAGUAUAACAGGGUAAUGUGGUUUAAUCAAAUGAGUCAACUACUCUGAUGAGGGGCUAAUGCUCAAACCUUCAGGUUUAAAACUCUUUAUGGUGGCCAAUUUAUGUUAUCACUCAGUUGAUGAUACCACAUUACCAUGAGUAUGUCAAAUCAUUUGGAACUCCCCGCCCAAUGAUUUCACCUGUAUACUCUUCAUUAUAGAAUAACUUAGAGAGGUCUGAGUUUGAGGCAAGAACGAGACUUGGUUCUCAAGUUGAGACCUUACAGCGUGAAGUAAAUCUACUGAAGAGGAAGCUGGAAUCUGAAGACAAGCAUCACAAGAGUGUCAUUGAUACCUGGCAGGUGAGAAAUGGCUAUUGCUAUUGUUUUCGUACUUUCUUAUUUACUCUCUGACAACUUUUCUCAUUUUGGACUCUUAUUUGUCAAUGUUGUGCAAAAUGUGCCAACAAUUCUCUUUGUUGUGCAAUGUAAACAAAAUAUACAGAUCCUGCACAAAAGUUGGCAGAAAAGGUCAUCACUUUGCUGGAGGCCUUUAGGAUUAUGACACCUUUUACUCUUUGGUACAGGUUCCCUAAAAUAUUCUUUCAUCUGUAUCUUGCAUUCUUAUUAGGAUUUUACAAUUUUUCUGGCAAAUUAAAGUUAAUUGCUUUCUCUCACUAAAGAGAAGAGCAAAAAAAAAAAUUUACCAGAUUUUGUUAACUGACAGUAACUUUAACUUGUCAAUCCAGCUUUAAUAAUUGAGGAUAAUUGAUGAGUUCUGCUUUUGUUAACCCAGCCAAUGUAAAAUGUAAAGUUUGGAAAGUUGAAAUAAAUAUUGUCUUCUAUGAGAUACAUUACUUAUGCAGAAAAUGGGAAAAAAAUUUGUUUAAAAAAACAGAACCGUGUUCAAGAACUACAAUCACAACUGAAUGCAGAGAUAAAAACUCACCAGCAAGCAAGGGAACAGCUGCUAACUUCAACCAGGGAUGUUGACUCAGUGCAGCUCAGAGUAAGUGUUGUUGACUUGUUAAAGUUUAGUGCAGUGAAAUUAAACCCAGUGUAACAAGGACUAAAGUAUGACCAGCCUGGGAGGAAGCCCUCACCAUUAAUUAAGGGCUGUGGCACCAGCUUUUCUUCACCAGUGAGAAAGUUUGAGGCGUUGGACAAAGCCAGUGGGCAAGAGAUCUGUGACGUGUCUGUUAGACUAAGUGUAGACCUCAGGCUGGCUUGCUUUGCUCAAACCCUCUUGCAGGCAAAGAAAUGUUUGUACUGCAGCUCUUAAAAUGAGGAUCUGAUCAGUGGUUAUUAGCUUGAUUUGCUGGUAUACAGUCAAAUGCAUUACUUGAACAAACAUAGAGACUUGAAGGCUUUUGAAGCCUUACAAAAACUUAAAGUUAGAAUGGAUGUUGAUAUUGUUUGUGGCCAGAAGCUUGUGAAGGUUUCUGCUUUAAGCUUCUGUUGUGGCUCAUAGGAACAGUUGAUAUUAAUAAUAAUAAGGUGACCUAAACACAUACAACAAACAGGAUGUUUCACUAAUGCUAUAAAUUUUCCUUUUGACAACCCAAAUAUGUCAAUCAUUUUGUUUUUUUUCACACAGUGUACUCAAGCUGAAGCCCAACUGCAAGCUGCUGAAAGACGAAUAGCUGACAUUUUAGGAAAAGAUACGAGUUCUCUCCAAGAAGGUGAGUGUUUCAUUUCAGCCUCUUUUUUGGCCAAAUGUAUGUAGAUGCCUUAUUAAAAGUGUUGGAAGCUUACAAUUCACCACCUGUAUGGUGACUGGAGCCUUUUUGUUGUGGAAAGAACCAACUAAAUGUAAACACUUUUGAUGACUUCCCAUGGACAAUUCCGAGCCAUAUCUGUGGAAAAUGUCUGCCAUGAAUGCGCUUCAAGCUAUUUUUUCUGUUCUUGGAUCAUGAAAUAUGGAAAUAAAUGCCUUUUUUUGUCUAAAGAAAGGUGUUUCACACUCCAAGAUUUUGAAUUAUGAAUUUCAAAGUUUUCAGUGAUUUUGUCUAAUUUAGAACAGCAUACUUGUUUCCAGUUUAAUUUGUUUUUAAAAUAGUCAUUGGAAAGUAUAUUUUUAUGAUCCAAAUUCCUCAAUUAACGUAACCAGAUGUGUUAUGAUGUUACUUAACUUCUCUUAGCUGAUGAAGAGAGGAUCAGAAAAGAAGUUGAAGAACAGUACACCAUCAAGAUUCAGGAAUUUGAGUUGAAAUUAAGCACUGCAGAGGUAAAAAUCAAAGGUGAGCUCUGACAAUGUUCUCUUUGGAAUCAUUCUUCAAUUCACAGCAAAGACAUCUGAAACUUUGAAACCUGUCUGAAAUGCAUCUCGGCUUCCAAUUGGCAAAUGAGCAGGGACAAGUAGGUGUCUGACGGGGAAAUUCUCAUACCUCUUUUCUUCGGUGAACUUAUAUACUUUGGCUGAGUUUAGUAAUACUGUGGUGAACUUGUCUGUUGGUUUGUACAGGCCUUGAGGAACAAUUGGACCAAGCCAAAAAACAUGUUGAACAAUUUAGAUCCAUGUCAGAAGCCAAUGAAUCAGCCCUUGGUGACUUGAACAAGGUAAGUUAGUGUGGAAUACAGAACUAUUGUUUUUAAGUCUUAAGACUUCAGACUUCAGACUUCAGACUUCAGACUUCAGAAUUCAGAAUUCAGACUGAAUUCAGUCUGCCAUCAGCUGUCUCAGUUCUUUGUAAACAUUUAAUUGUAGAGAUACACUGCAAUUUAGAGCCACAGUUGACUUGGUAAUUCAGACCCCAUUUAAGCCCUUUAACUCCCAUGAGUGACCUAGACAGAAUUUAUCCUUACAAAUCAAUACAAUAUUAUUAAGCAGACAAGUGACAAGAAUAAAAAAAAAUCAACAAGGGGAUUAUUGGUAAUCAAAUACCAAAUUCUCAGAACUAACAUCAUAACAACUGUUUGGCAGACAGUAAGGAGAUAUACUAAGGAGAUCUUGGAAGUGAAUCUGGAGAAUUAUACUGUUAGUAGUAAUCACAUGGAAUCCAGGCUAAAUAGCAAAGCUUUUCUUCAAAUUUUUAGGCAAGUGAUGAAUUUAAACGAUCUACUGAGGGUAAACUCAAGACAGCGGAGCAAGAAAUUGCUCAGUACAAAUCUCAGAUGGCCACUCUUCAAGCCUCAAACCAAGAUCUCAGUGCAGCAAGAGCCAAAUUAACCAGAGAAACAGAGUCACAAACCAAGAGUUUACGAGACGUGUUGAGUAAGGUUAGGGGGGAGCUGGAUGAAGCUUUAAAGAAGGCACAGACAUCUACUGCUGCUGAGAUGACAGCCAAAGAGGAACUGAAGGAACAGGCUAUGUUGGCUGCAGAGGUAAUGUUAAACAGAAAUUAAUUUUUAAUGAUUUCCCAAUUUUUGGUUCUCCACAGUCACACAUUAAGUCAGAUUACUCAAACAUUUAUCAUUACCCAAAUGUCUUACAUGUAGCAGCAUUCACAUGCAAUACAAGUUGAAUUAUCUGAAAUACUUUGAAAUAAUUUUUUUUUAGAGGGGGGGGAGGGGGAGAAUAACACAAAUGUACACUUGUGGUUUUCUUUAAAUUUUUUUCUCAGCUGUUAGCUAAAAUGUCUGAUAACCACUGUAUAAUUUGAGAUGCCCAAAUGACAACUUUGGACUAGAGUCUUCAGUACAGUUACCAAUAUGAAACUUUUAUGUUUGAGUUGAUAGCCACCUUAACUGCUUAACUCCAGUGAGUGAGAAGACAGAAUUUCUCCUUACAAUAUCAAUACAGUAUCAAGCAAACAAGCAAUGAGAAUAAAGAAAAAUAUCAAUUAGGGGUUCAUUAGUUGAUCCAAUACUGAAUUCUCCAAACCAACAAAUUGUUAGAAUUGUAUGGCAGACAGUAACAAGAAGAACUAAACAAAAUGAGAUCUUUGGAGUAAAAGGGUUAAACCCCUUUAAUUUGUACUAAGCCUACAAUGCUUGCAAGGACUAUGCAAUUGCUCAGAACCAAAAUAGUAUUUAAUACACUUUUUUAUUACUUCUGUAGGCUCAAGAUAAGUAUGAGAGAGAACUUGUCCUCCAUGCUAAUGAUGUUCAAGCUUUGUCCACAGCUAAAGAACAGGUACUGUAAAUUAAAAUCAGUCAUUAAUGUCAUAAUGUUGAGCUAUAAGAAAACUAUCAUUAUCAUGCUUGCAUCUUGAAGGUCCUGUUAACAUUUGCUUUUUAACACCUAUUUACAAAUACAACUGUGUUCAACUGGUUGGACAAGAGUCUUGUAAGAUUGCUCAAAUAAACUAUGCAUCUUUUCACCUUUUAGGAAAGAGAUGGCAUAAAUUAUCAACUGCUUUCACUCUGGUGAUAUUGUGAGUAACUUUUUUAAUUAUUUUUCUCCAGCUUCAAGAACAGAGUAGUAAAUUUAAAGAAGUAGAGGACCGUGCCCUUGCAGCAGAGCAGAAAUUAGAGGAAUAUGCCAAGUCUUGGGAGGAUCAGAAAAAGGCAAAAGCUUCAGAAGCCAAAAAACUAGAGGCUCGCUGUGCUGACCUUGUGAAUCAGAACUCUAUGCUUCAUGGCCAGCUAGAAAAGGUUUGUAUUGAUUCUAUUUUUCCACUAACUCAUGUUCAGAUUGCAUUGUCAUAGCAGCUGACUAAUUUUGUAUUGGGUAACCCAAGAUUAUCAAUAUCAAAAAGCAUCUUAGAUGAUAAAGAGACAGAAACACUGGCAUUCUACAUAAUUAUAAAUAUUUUUUGCUUAUUAACUAUAUUUUAAAUUGAUUCUCAAUCCAUCCUUUAGCUCAGUUCCCAACUUGCUGGUAGUAAACAGAUGGCGUUGAACAUCCCUGUGACACCUCAAGAGGGUGUGGCAGCAGAUGGAGGGGAAGAGACUAACAAAAGUAUUGAAGAACUCUGGGAAAUCAUCAGGUUUGUUUACUAUUACUCUUUUUUAUAACCAAUUUGUCAUCUAUACAGGUAGGUAUUGAAGAAAAGUGUUUUAAAUUUUUUUUCAUGACUUUUCAAAGGUAAGUUUCUGUAGAGAAAAAUAUGAAGCUUACUGCAAACCCACCCCUCCCCUAACCUAACAUUAACCCUAAAUUUUUAUCAGUUGACUGUUGUUGGGUUAGGGUAGGGGUAGGGGUAGGUGCAUAGUUGCUCUGAUGCUAUCAAUGAUCCGAAGCUAACAUGGAAUAUCAAAGGAACGGGGGAAGGGUUCAAACUGAAAAUAACCCUUGUUGUAUGUUGUGGAGAUUUUCAAAAGAACACCAUGUUAGUUUUGGGUUUGCCUAACACAACUAAUCGCUACUUUUAUUCAAGUUAUUUAUCUUCUUUUCUCGUCACCAUAUUCUCACCUAUAGGGUAGCUCCAUUUUCUGCAUACACAACCUACAAUUCCUCCAAUCUCUCUGACAAAGGGCUAAUGCUCAAAAUGUCAGCUUUAAACUCUUAACAGUGGCCGAUAUGUUAUCAACUCAGUUGGUAAUACUGAAUAACUACUUUUUGUUGGUUUAAAGAUUUGUUCGUCGGGAAAAGGAGAUCUCUGAGACCAAGUGUGAACUGUCUCAGUCUGAAAGUAUUCGCUACCAGCAACGCUGUGAAUACUUAGAGGCACAAGUGGCAGAUCUGCAGAAGAACAUGACAGAGGAAAGAACACAGUCAGAGAUCAACACUCAGACUGCAGCUCAGCAUGCAGAGAUCAUGGAGAAAGUGGAGCGACUGAAUGAAGUUAUUGAGAGCAAUAAAGUACUGACAAAUGAAAAAGAAAGAGCUGAAAAGACAGUAAAAGAGCUUGCAGAAAAGGUUUGUUUUAUUUUAAUUCACUUUGCAGUGAAACCACUUGGUUGCACCUUGUGGUUUCACUAAAAAAGUUUUGAACAUGGUUGAAGUUCUUUCUAUGAUCAUUGAGGUUAUGGACAAUGGAAAAUUUUGGUCCAUUUGUUAAACUGAUCCUGAUGUUAUUAUGGUUUUUGCCCAGAUCAAGGGACUAGAGGGGGAGAUGAAACCUCUGAAGGAUGGUGUGCAGUCACUUACAUCACAGAAAGAUGCUUUGUUGGCCGAGAAAACAGCUCUUAAAAAUGAGGCAAGUCUAGCUCAUCAAUCCCUUUGAAACUGAGAUAAGAACAUUUUCAAAGGAACAUCAUUAUCAACAAAAUUGAGAGAGAUGCUAGGCAUUACAGUCAUUGAGAGCUUGCAAUUCUCAGUUGAUAGCUUGACUCUUCUGUUGAUUGUGAUGACUCUAAAUCUUGAGAAAAUUGUUGAAGUAUUUUCUUAAUGAUUUUUACUGCAAUGAACAAACAUCUUUUCCUUCAGAUGUUUUCUUGUGUGGAUAUCAUACACAAUUUUGUUACACCAUAAUCCAUAAGGCCCUGGACAGGCUUUUAUUGAAAAACAUUAGACAAAAAUCCCUGUGUAAGGGCCUUUGCACUGCUGUAAGCAGGGCAGUACAAACCUGUACAGUCCUGCGAGCUGUGAGCUGAAGGAAACAAGGAUGGAAAAGAAACACCAAAGGUUGGAUGACAAAUGGCUUAUUGAAUAAGUUAUAUCACGCCAGACAGGAAGAUAUCUGGAACUUAGUCCUGAUGCAUGGACAAUGCUGCACUCAAUCUACUCAUCAUUUCCUCAAAGCAAAUAUUUUCCCAUCUGGCCCUCCCACUCAGUCAAUAAGUACAUAUUAUCUAUUAACUAAUAAAAUAAGUCAUACAACGGUGCCUUGAAUACUUGGAAGGAGUUCUUGAAAUAAUUGUUGAAAAAAAAAUUUAAAUGGCCUAAUUGGCAAAAGCAAAAUUAUUGCAUGUAGUAGGAAUAAGUAAAGGUUUUAGACUAAAAAAAAGAUUUUUUCUGAAAAGAAUCUUCUGAUUUUUAUAUGAAAAAUGGGGCAAAUCAAACAACACUUUGUUUAACAGAUUGUGCGCUGGACAGCAAAGAUCAAACAGUUGACAGAACAGUACAAGGAUGUUGAUGUUGAUGAGUAUAAGAGAAUUAAAGAGGAAAAAAAACAGUUUCAGCAACAGAUAUCCAGCCUGAAAGCUGAUAAUCAAAGAAUAAGAACUCAGACAGAAUCCUUGAAAUCUGACUUGUCAAAAACACAAGGAGAGUUAGCAGGAUUGAGGGUAAAGUUCCACUUUCUGUACUAUCAGUGCCAAGUAUGAUAUCUUUUUUGUUUCAAAGGAUCAUUUAUGGUUUAAAUCCUCAAACUCCCAAAAGUGAUUAGCAUGUAACUUCUAACUAUUAUAUUCAUACGUUAUCCAGGAAACAGGUGAUGAGAAUACUCCAACUUUUUGGGUAGAAGUUGUCAUCUUGAUGUAACACCAAAUUCUUGUAACUAAUUUACAAGGAAAUGUGUAUCAGCUGGAGGGGAGAAUUAACAAUCAAUCAGUCUCUAGUUUAACUCUUUAACUCACAGAAUUGAUCAGAAUGUAACUUCUUCCUAUGAUAUCCAUACAAUAUCCAGGAAGCAGAUAAUGAGAAUACUCAAACUUAUAGCGUAGGAGUUGUUAUCUUGAUGUAACCCCUAAUUCUCUUAACUGAUUUACAACGAAAUGUGUAUAAGCUAGAGGGAGGAAUUACCAAGCAGAUCAUUGAGUUAAAGGGUUAAGAGCUUAUUUAUGCCUAAAUUUAAAAGCAAUUAGAUUGUUAUGCCCUGUUCAGAUCAAAACAUUUUGAUUCUGUACCCAUGACAUAUAGUUAACAAAUAGGGAAGCCUUGACUUUGCUCCAUUCUGUUGUGAAAGGCACUAGAUACGGCUAGAGCAUGAAAGAAUUGUAAAGGGAAACAGGAGAUGUAGUCAAGUAUUUCAAAAUUCACAAUCCUUACUAGAUUAGUUCAAAUAAUUUUUUGGGUAAACAAGACAACAGAAGUAAAUCACAAACUCUGGAUCUAAUGAAGAAUAAUUUCACCUAAGUUUUCUUUUGUUUAACCCUUUAACUCCCAAGAUCUGAUUGGUAAUUCUCCCCUCUAGCUGCUACACAUAUUUUUAAAAUUAGUUAUAAGAAUUUGGUGUUAGAUCAAGAGGAAACCUUCUACCUGAUAAGUUUGAAUAUCCUCAUUAGCUGUUUGCUGGAUUAUGUAAGGAUAUAAUAGGGAGAAGUUUCAUGUUGAUCAGAAAAAAAAAGGAAUAGUUGGAAAGGUGAGAAGGGAUUGUCCCAUAUGUUUUGGUCAGGAGAUAAGUUCACAUUAAUCUGAAUGUGUUAUCUUCACAUAUGUGCAAUGCUUAUUGUUAGAAAUACUAUUUCAGGCAAUGUCACAAAAAUCAACUGAUCAGCUGGGAAGUUUGAAAGAAGAACAUCAGAAAGAACUAUCUAAAAUGCAGCAGGAAGUAGAAUUACUAAAGGCAUCUGUAGAAGCCAAGACAAAAGAAGUCAAUGAAAAGAACGCAACCCUGCUGCAGGUUAGAAUUUGCCCAAACACAUUUGAUCACUGGCCAUGGUGAGCUUAGAUUAUGGGCUAGAGCACCAUAGAAACCUUUUGUAUUUCCAUGGUAGAGUAUUGGAUGGCAGUAUCUCAGUAUCCUUGAAUUUGAAAUUGUUUUUUUUAAGCCCUUCAAAUUCCCCACCCCACCUAGGCAAGUUUCAAAUGCCUCACCUCUAGGGCAUGGAUGACAGUCUAAUGCUUGUGGACUCCAUGAGGAGGGGGAUGUUGAAGCUUUGAAUUGAUCAGCCUAUUAGCAAAUGGUAUAAAGGAUUGAUGCAAUCAAAAUAUGUGAGAGGUGACAGGACAUUUGUAUCUGAAAAUUUUUUAUCCUGAUGGAUUAUGUUUGGUUGCUAAAGGUGAAACGAAUAGCUCGUCGUUACAAGACCCAAGUUGAUGAGCAAACAAAGGAGAUGGAAGAGCUCAAGAAAAAGACCAAUGAGGCUGGGCAGUCGACAGCUAACGGAACAGCAGAAGCUGCAUCUUCUGGGGUGACAGCUGCAGAAAAUGUUGAUGUUGCUGCACAGGAGAACAAGAUCAAAGAGCUAACAGAACAGGUGAAGAACUUUGAUGAGGAAGUAAAAAAACUUAAAAAGAUAGCUCGUCAUUACAAGACUCAACAUGAGGAACAAACUAAGGAAAUGGAGGAACUGAAAAAGAAAUUUGAAGACUCUGGGCAGGCCACAGCAGAAGGAGUAUCACCAGGUGAUGCAUCUAGUGGUACUGCUGAUCUGGCAUCAGAAGAGAACAAGGUGAAAGAGUUAACAGAACAGUUGAAGACUGCAAUGGAUGAGGUCAAAAAGCUGAAAGAGUUGGAUGAGCAGAAUAAGGUUAGUAAACUCUUGAAAGUGACUGGCAUCUAAUUUCUCUCUACAUAAUCACUCUUGAAUCAAUUGUAAAGGUCAUGAGAGUAAUGGGAGGGAUCAUCAAUUCAGGAAGCUCCUGAUUGUCAAACAGAUUCUCCUCAUUUUUACCCUUGAAAGUAUAGAGAGAACAGUGUGGAGAAUAUUAGUUUUGACUCGCUACUUCAAAAUGGUAAAAGAGAUGUGUGAAGAUUUGAAACAUGAUUGCAAAAUUUUCAAAUGGCCUUUCAUCUCAGCACAAUUUAACAACACAAUGUUAAUGAGAAUUAUUGUAGCAUCCAUUUACUCCCAAGAUCUCAUAAGUAAUUCUCUUUACUAUCUGCAGUACAAUUCUUAUGAUGUUAUUAUAGAGAAUUUGGUAUCAGAUCAACCUGUACUCCCUUAUUGAUAUUUUUCUUUAUUCCCAUUGCUAGUCUAUUCAAUUUUGUAUUGAUGUUGAAAAGAGGAAAUGUUAUUUUGGUCACUUAAGGCAGUUUGAGGUUAAUGAAUGAAGUCCGUAGAGCACAGCAGUUUGGAUAAGACUACUUUGAACAGUUAAGUUCGUGAUAAAAUCAAACCAACAAGAGACUAAUGCUGCCUCGUUUUCCAUACUUACUGUAGACAUCCCUGAAGGAGAAAGAGGAUAAGAACAGGAAAGUGCUAAUACAAGCCAGAGAAAGGCUGCAGCAGCUUUCAGGUAAGGAAUGAGUUUGAAGUGAUGUCAAGGUUUUCAUUAAGAAGUAACUAAUGUAGAAGGAGAAUGAUUAAAUAAGAUUAUUUCCAACCUCUGUAUAAAAAAAAAAAAAAAAAGAUGCAGCCAUUUAAUUGAGCAGAUGCAGCCAUUUAAAGCCAUUUUGAUAAGUAGUUUAAGUGGAGGUGAGUAGUGUUGGAUAUUUAUUAAGCUGCAUAUUUCAUGAUUGGUAAACUGAAAUGAUCGACAUAAACAGGAAACCACGAAAGAAACAGUAGUGUACUUUAAAGGUGUAUAGAACAUACUGGAAGCAGCAACUCAAUAUAAAUGUUCUCCUGUGGCUUCUAGAAGGGUAUUUAGGAGUUGUUGAAACACAUAUAGAUAUCUUGCAAUUUCUUUCUGAUUGUCAUCAGCUACUAAGGACAGACUGAGUGCAGAAAAUGAAGAAUUUAAGAAGAAACACAAGUCACUGAGUGAUGAGAAGGAGGCAGUAACCGACCAAUUGACUGAAUCUGAGAUGAGAAUGAAAGUCUUGAGCUCACAAUGUGAAGGGAAAGUAAUGAGGUUGGAGAAAGAGCUACAAGAUUAUAAAACAGCUAAUGACGCAAAGGAGAAGGCAGCUGAAGAAAUGAAGAAACAAAUAGAGGAGUACAGGCAGAAAGAAAAAGUGUAAGUUGCCGUUUUCUAAAUCCUGCUAUUAUGUUGCCUUAAGGUUUUCCCUUUUUUGUGGACAGCAUUUUCUUACUGACAAUCAUGUCAUAAUUUUAGGUUGCCUUUUGGUUGCUUUGAAUAUAGUUAAGCCUAGAACCCUAUUGUAACAGUCUGUGAUAUCAGAGUAUUUUCCAUGAUACUAAUAUAUACUGACAACUAAAUUGUUUUUGGUUUACUCUGUUACCCUCAGGCCUGUAAAAUGUUAAUGAUGAUAAGAGUGAUGAUGCAGUGGGCUUAAUUGCUGCUUGAACACAGAAAAUGAUCCAUUAUUUGUUGAAUCUGUGAAUAAUGAAGUGAAAAGUAUAUUUUAACAUGUCAAUUCUUUUCUUGGUUGUACUGCGACAGUGAUGUGGAAAAACUUCAACAGAAGCUGCAACAGUAUCAAGCACUGAUACAGAAACAGCAGAUGAAAAUAAAGUCUUUUGCAGUCAAUACAUCAAGUUCCAUUUCAAGACCAUCCUCAGGAGAAGUUACUGGAGCAGAGACUACAACAACUCAAGGUUAGUUCAGUUUCCAGAAGGUAAUUUCUAUUUUAUUAACACACAUGUACUUUGUUCGGAACCAUCUCAGUGGCUUAAAGGGGGUAAGUUUCUAAAGAAACUGUAGUGCUGUGUCACUGGGAGAGUAUGACAGGGUAAUUUAGUGUUAUCAACUGAGUUAAAAAUGUUAAUUAGCCACCGUGAAGAGUUUAAAGGCUGACAUUUUGAAUGUUAGGCCUUUGUCAGUAGCAGCCUGAAAGGACCAUUUAGAGUCUUUGCACCCUCUAACGGCUAAGAGUGACUGGCAUCUUAUUUCUCCUUACAGUAUCACUCCUAAAUUAAAAGAAACUCUUUGUUGUUUAACAAAUUCCAACAUAGUGUCCAUGGUUAAUCUCUGUUAGUUCCUAAAUGAGGCAAUUAUAUCAGUUUUCAGUGCUUCAGAGACCCACAUUUGAUAAUAAUUACAUUCUUGCCGCUCUUAAUUGAUCAGAUAAACUCCUUGUUGAAAGAAAUAGUGAGCCAUUCUUUGGCAUUGGUUCUUGUGUCUUAAUUCCUGUAACUCUUAAUCUGACAACCCCUGAUAACUUCUCAUGAAGUAUUAUUAACAUUGAAUUGACAGAAGAGUUGUUAAAGAUUCAAAGCUUGAUAGUGAAACUCUAUUUCAUUGGUUUUUGUACAGCAGAAACACAGUCAAGUAUCACUGUUACAUCAGCACCACCAAUAUCUCUAGUGCCACCAACAGCAACAAUAAAACCAACCACCACCCCCACAACAAUUAAACGCUCUGGACCUAAAGCUAGUGUGCGGCCUAUAGCAGUUGCACCAACACAAAGCACACCCACCCCCACUGCAACUGUUUUACCAACAGUCACUUCCACCCCCUCAGAGGCUGUAAGUGUUGCUGGAACCAUAAGGGUGACAGGAACGGCAAUUUCAACAGCAAGCAGUGUGUCAACCUCUGUACCAACCACAGUGUCCGUUCGUCCAAUCACCAGUACUGUAGAAGUGCAGCAGCAACAGCCUUCUCAGUAAGUGGUGUUCAGUUAGAAAACAGUGGCGUGAUAGUACCUGUAGAAUGUUUUUAAACAAGGCAAGGGGGAGAUGGGGGCAUUGAAUAAACGCUUGCUUAUACUGCUGUUUGACCCUUUGAACUCUGAGGGUGACUAAAUAUAGCAUCUAUUUUCUCACUAAGGUAUCAUUGCUGAAUCAAACACUAGGCUCAUGAGAAGUGAGUGUCAGUGCCAUAGGAAAUGUUUGAAGAACAGUAUAGAGCAUUUGCAUGCUGAUGUUAGGGUGUAAAGGGUUAAUAAGUGAAUGCCUUGAACACCCUACUUGUACUGAAAUAAUUUCUGAAUUUAUUGAGAAUUAGUUGUUUUGUUAUUUUAGAUCUUUUUUGUUACAUUUAUGUAGUUAAGAUUAGUGGUGUUUUACUUGUUCUGUUCUAAAGUCAGCCUUGCAUUUGUAACUUCUUUUGAAUGUUAUCCUAAGGCUUAAUAAUUACUCCAAAUAGUUUGUCCAUUUAUGUAGGACAAGAGUUAGCAAAAAUUGGCAGCCUAAAAAGAUUAUUGUUUUCAUCACACUGCUUCUGGAUCCAAGAGCUUUUGGAUCCCCCCCCCCACCAGUUCUUUGUAGGUCGUAUUCAUAAACAUUAGUUACAAACAUUUUUAAUUUGCUGAUUCAAAUUGUAAUCUGAGAAAUUGAACUCUUUAGAGGAGAGUCUGAGGUGUCAUCCACUGAAGUGACAGCCAGUGAACAGCUGCAGCCUACUCCAUCUACAGCUGUGGUAUCAGGAAAGAGACAGAGAGAUGAAUCUCAAGUUACUGACAGGUAUAAUUGCAACAUACUCAAUGUUGUUUGAACAUCUUCAAAAUAACCCUGGGUGAGAAAUCCCAUUUAAUGAGUAUUUAAUUUGUUAUAAUUUUUUUUAUUCUUUUAAUGAGUAAGACACUUAUAAUCAGUUAGUUGAGAGAACUAUCCAAGUAAAGAAACUUAACCAUUUGGCUCCUAAGAUACUAGCAUCUAAUUUCUCCUAACAAUAUCAACCCUGAAUCAAACAUUAAGGUCAUGAGAAUAAAGGAAAUGAUCGCAAACUAAAUAAGCUCUUGAUUGUCAAACAAUUUUUCCUAAUCAGCUUCUUAGAGAAUGUUUAAAGAACAAUAUGGAGAAUAAUUUUACAUACCAGUUUUAGGGUGUAAAGAGUAAAUAAUUGUCUGAGUGGGUGAUUUCCACACUUAAUGAGUGAUUUUCUAUGUAACAGAAGUGCAACUGAAGUCGUGGAAGGUACAAGUACAGAAGAUGAACCUCUGCCAAAGAAAAUCAGGACUGUAGAGGUUUGUUUAGGAUUGAAAACUCAUUUGUUUUUUGCUGUCAGCUGUAGAUUCAAUCAGUCAUUCCAGUCAAAAUUAUAACUACCUUUGUACUUGGACAACGUCUCUUCUUCUUACCUUGGUAAACUUUGUAGGAAAUACUAUUUAUUCUUUUAACAGUUUUUUUUGCUACUUAGUCUAAAUUUAGCAGUUUCUUGUCAGUUGUGUUGUAGCAUACAAAAACUGCUAUUGCUACCAAUGAUAUUAACUAUUUUUAAUUGGUAACUAUUUUUGGUAGCAGUGCAGGUACUUUAAAAGUUACCACGAUCAGGGGAAUCAACUUAGGUUGCAUAUUAUACAUUAGAGUUCCCUAAGGUUACCUAACACCUUAAUGAUUGUCUGAAUUUUAAAGAACUUAAAGCAGCAAGUAAUUCUUCUUUUUCAAUAGUUUUGUUUGUUUGGUUAUACUUUUAUCUGUGUUCUAUAAUGAAAAACCAACAUACAACAAUUUGAGCCCUGAAGGUAACUUGUAACCUAAAAAAAAAAAGCUGUAGGCCACCAUAAAUUAAUUGUGUUAUACAUUCAAACUCAAGCUUCAAGUGGAAGAUGAAGUUGGAACAUCACAAGAAGCAUUUGAAGACACAGCUGCAGAUGGCACAGGUGAUGAUCAGCUUGAAGAAGAGGAAGAAGGAAAGGAAGAGUUUGAUUUUGAUGGUUAUGAUGGGGAAGAGGGUGAGGAGGAAGAAGACCAGGAGACACAAGAUUCUGGAAGACAAGAGGUGAUUCAAGCUACAACCAUAGAACCAGAGGUAGUUUUGAUUGAAAGUGAUGAAGAUGAAGAUGUUGAGGAAGAGAAUGUUGAUGAAGGAGAAGAGGAGGAGGAUGAUGAAGAUUAUGUAGAGCAGGACGAGGAUUAUGCUGAGGGAGAUGUGGGUGAGAUGGAGGAAGAUGAUGAAGGUGAGGAUGAAGAAGCAGAGUACAUGGAAGGAGAGGUUGUUGAUGAAGAUGAUGAAGAUAUGGACGAAAAUGAAGAGGAUGAUCCAAAGCAAGAGGUGGUGGAAGUGAUCGAUGAUGAUGAAGAUGACAUGGAUGAAAAUGCUCGGGAAGCAGCAGCAAUCGAAGAAACGCAGAUGGGAGAAGAGGAUGCUGGAGAGAUAGUAGGAGGUUAGUUUUUUGGGUUAUUCACAAUUACCGUAGUUAUUCAGUUAUAAGGCGCACUCAGCUAUAAGACGCACCCCCAAUUCGGCAACUUCAUUAUUGCAUGUUUUCAAACUGAGAAAAUCGCGAAAACUUGGUUAUAAGGCGCACCGUUGUUUGGGGAGUAAAGAUCGGUCAAGUUUAUUGUAAAUUCUUUCAUAAACUUACAAAAAAGUGAAAAAGUCGCGUAUUGAUGUUAGUUUACCGUUAAUCAACAAAAGCAGAAUCGUCGCACACGCGACCACACACACAAACAAAAGCCUUGAUUAAACAAGAUGUACCGCCGAGAAUGCAGGUCUCAGUGCACUAAAAAGGCUGAAAGGAUGAAGAAGGUAUUUACCUCUUCACUUGUUUAUUUUCAUUUCGUUUUGUGACGUAUCAAAUUACUAAGCAUUCAGAACCACCAUAUUGAUUUCAUAAAAGUCAAUGUGUGUGUGUCAUUUUAUUUGCUUGAAAUAAAAAAAAAUUGUUUCGGGAAAAUAUUCGCCUAUAAGACACACCCAAACUUUGGCGGUAAUUUUUAGUAGAAAUUAGGAAUUUCUUGAAAAAACGGUGCGCCUUAUAACCAAAUAACUACGGUAAUUUUUGGCAUGCCCAAUUUUUGGUCCAUGGGAAAAAAAAUGUGUCUUAACAUGGUCCCAUUUUGUGAAUGUUUGGUCUGUCUGUUUCUAUUUAAUUGUCUGUUUUAUCUCCCUAACUACUGAUGAUUUCAUUUUCAACAGAAGAAGAUGUUGCUGAAGAAAUACAGGAUCAGAAUGAGAUUGAACAAGCUGAGACUUCUGAGGAAAAUGUAGAAAGGGAGAUUUCCACAACCGAGCAGCUUACAACAGGAGCUGCUGUUGAUAGUCAGUUAUUGGAAGGGGCACAGAGAUCUGUUACACCAACAACAUCAGUUACAAUUACACAACGUCUCCUGUCUGCCAGGUCCCAUUUGCCACCGUUUUCAUUUCCUCAGGUGAGACAUGAAAUUUUUUUUCCUACUUGGAAGCUUACACUAGUAUUAAUUGACACUGCUCAAGAAGCAAUGAGCGCAUCAUUAAAACCGUAGCUGGCUGCAUAAGGUUAUAAGUGAGUACAAAGUUAGUGCCAUUACUAUACCUGUUCAUUUGUAAAUGUCUGUUAAAAGAAAUCUGUGUAUACCAGAUUUCUCUUUCUCAAAAUUGAUUAAGUUGCGUGCAAAUGGAAGACAAGCAAAUGAAAUUAUCUUUAGAUGAUACAAGAUUUUCUCAAACUUUUGAAGCACAGUGUAGGAGGCAUUACAUAUCAACUUCUUCAACUUUUUCAUGCCAUUUCCAUCCCUUGAACUUGAGUUAAGAACUGAAGAGACCACUGAAGUGCGAAAGAGUGUCCUUUGAACUUUGCUUGCAGUUGGUUAGAUUGUUGCAAUAUUAAGAGUGGCCAUUGACAUUUUUGGUAGACUGAAGGCAUGGUAGUAUAUUAACUCUCUUGGUAACAAAUGAAUGAAGCCCCCAUUAAACCUGUAUCUUAAAUUGCAUAAUUAUUGUUAUUCAGGGCCAACCAGCUCCAGGUCCAUUUAAUGAAGAAGAAGACUGUAUGGUGCCCAGCACCCCUACACUGUAUGUGCCAAAGAGAACUGAUGGUUUUGCUGAGGCCAUAAGGUAAGUUCUGUGUCAGUGCAGAGUAGUUUUUGUGCAACACCUCUUCCCUUAGUAUUGUAAUGUCAUACCAAGCAAAGAACCUGCAUUCCACUUGGUAGCCAUAUCUGCAAAUAUAUAUGACCAAUUAAUCUUUCGACUUGUUCACCAGCAACUUUGAGAAUCAGAAAAACCAUGUGCAACAAUGCUGCCCUUUAUACUGUGGACCCCUAUUCCUGGACAAACAUACUGACACUUGAACUGAAAUUUUUCCUCGCUACGAAUUUGUAUUGGCAAUCUUAAACAAGAUGUUCAGUCAGAUUAGUUCAGUAGCAAGGAGUUGUUUGAGGCCUUUUAUUAUUUUUUUUGAAGGAAAGAACAGGAAUUUCUUGAGAUUGUGCAGUACAAAGCCUUUUCUUUGGGGUUCCUUAGAGAUGUAAAAAUGAAAAACUGCUACAGUACUGGAAUAUCUGUCUGUGCUAACAUCAAAUAAUACUCUUGUCUGAUGAGUUAAGAGGAGAUUUGUAAAAUUGUGUGACUGUUUCUUUAGCUGAAGAAAAUCCUUUUUUGUCUUUAGCUCUCCACAAAUAAAUCGUUCAUCAUUCUCAUUUGCUGCACCUGGAGAGAGCUCUAUGUCAUCUGUAGGUGUUUUGGAACUUGGCAUGUCAGAAGAAGGUGAGUGGUUUGCAUUCUUUUGGUUAACUGAAGAACAAAGCAAGAUUAAAAAGCAAUUUUACAUUAAAACCUGAGUUUGUUUAUUGCCCUAAAAACAACAAGGAAAGGUUUUUUUAUGCUGCCAUGCAAAUCAUGGAACAAAAUAGGAGAAUUUAAAUCUGUUUUAUUUGCUGCUGCUACUCAACUGUGUACGGUGGUCAUUGUGAUAAUGUGUAACUGACUGAUACCAGCAUGAAACAGAAUCACAAAUGGGCAUAUAGCCUCUGAGUUCAUAUGUUUUUUACAGAUUCAUACAAUAAAUGACUGCCAAGUUUUUUCAUUUUCAUUUUUUUGUUUUUGUCUCUUUUUUUUCUGCAGAAAGUAAGUUGUAAUAUUGUCUUUCCAAAUCAAUUUUUGCUUUUUUUCUUUAAGGGCUCCGUGUAGAUGACACACAAGUGGACCUUAUGGGGGGCUCAGAUGAAGCUUCUCAUGAGAGACCUUCCUUUGUAGUGCCUACAGGUAGGGCAGUGAGGAGGAAAAGAGAGAAAAAAAGCUGCACAAGUUGUCAGGAAGACAUUAAGAUAUUCAGGAAGGAAAAGAAGGAAACAGUUUUGAAGAUAGUCAGACAUAGAUUUGCAAGAAAGAUACAAGUUGCUCUGUUACUAAAUCAAUCAAAAAGAAGACGAGGUAGAAUUAAUGUCACAGGUAGAUCAGUCAGUUGUAAAUAUGGUAAGUAGGGUAGUUUUGAUCAUGGGUGCUGGAAUGAAAUGAAAAUUCCAUGUUGAACUCCCUUAUAGUAGUCAAAUAUUUCCAGCAGAGCUGAGCUCCACUUACCAGGACAUCAUUAUCAUGGUCAUUUUAUUGUUUUUCUCUCUCAAUCUUACAUUCAAAAUGUUUGUCUGAACUUCUGCCCACUUUCCAUCACAGUUAGAUAAGAAUGCAUGGACAUGCAUGUAAGAGCAUUUUGACCAUUUAGUUUGUAAAUGCUGUUAGGUAUUUUGCCUUCUUACUUUUCAUGAACCCAUAAAGUCUUGGAAUUGAUUAACAUUUAACCUCUUGUUUAACCUUAUUCCGAAAUCAGUUGAUGAAAACAAACAUUUAUAUAUGUUAGAGGUAGUUGUCUUUACUUACAUGGGUCAGUAAAUUCACUAUUAUCAAUUUUUUAAAAAAUGUGCUAAAGCUAGUGGUUAGAUUUAUAAAUAUUAUCUGGAACAGUAAAUAAUCAAGAGAUUAAGAGAAGCAAAGGUGUUAGAGAAGAAGGAAGGAAGGGUUUAGGGAAUGAGAAUAAGUUGAAUCUGUAUUUCAGUAAAAGAAUAGUUUUGUUCACUCUUGCUUUUAUUUUAGGCUUACCAGAAGCAGUGGAAGCAAGUACAGCCAGCCAGUCCAACCAACGAAUCCCAAGCACUAGCUCAGACACAAGGCAGCUCUCAUUAGAAAGUUUGGAGAGUGAGACAGAAGCUGGCAGUAUUGCCACUGUCCCUGCCAUCAUGGUCACACCUGUUACGGAGGCAUCGGAGGAAUCAUCUGAGCAGAAUGUACCUGUUUCUCAAGCUCAUCCUGAGGUUCUUGACACAGAAGUGGUGGAGCUGUUGGAAGAUGUGGAGGCACUGAAAGAAGGAGAGGAAGCUGAAGAACAAGAAGCAGUAGGAAAAGGAAGGUUGGUAGCUUGAGGGAUGUUGUAGUUAUGGAUGAUUUUUCAAAUCUAUUGUCACUCAUGGGUAUCUCUCUCCACUUGAAAACAGGGCUUCAGUGGCCUGGCCUUUAUACUUUAAACUUAAGAUAACUAUUUUGUAUGUCCAAAGUGGAACAGUAGAUUACUGAUAAGUAUUAUUAUUUUUACUAGUGAGUUAGAAAUGAAAGAAUCACAAGAAUUUGCAUCAGAAGACAUUUCCCAGCCAAGUAUUUCAGGUAAGGGAUGAAGCAAAAUACAAUUCUAGAAAAAAACCCUUUUGACAAUUAAAAUUUCAGAUAAAUAUCAAGCCAUUCUUACUGUUUUAGUGCAGACUGCAGAGAUUGCUAGAUCUUAAGGCAUGAUAUAUUUUUCUGAGAAAAUGAACUGGGAACAGCUAGGUAGCCAUUUUUCCACAAAACUUUUUAACUAUUCAUUUCUGAACCCUGACGUUAAGUGUAAAACUAAAUCUCAUGCUAACCUUAGGUAUACCACUUGUCUAGUUAGUUUCAUCAUUUUUAAUACACAUGAUAAAAUUAUGCACAUCCAACUGGGUGAAAAUGAGUGCAUUUUUCACAAGUGUAAAGUUGUAAUAUGAGUGCAAAUUACAAAUAGCAUGCAUCCAAUAUCAAAUUUUUGUUUAUCAUGACUUCCUGUAAUGCUUUUUUCAUGUAAGUUAUUCACAAGUAACAACAUUAUUUCUCUUGCAAUUUGUUGUAAAUGAGCAUUUGUAAAUUUUUCAAAGACUACAAAUUGCACUCCUCCUACAGGCUCAUGCAACUCUGUUGUCUUUGAAAAUUUUACUAGUGCUUAUUAACACCAAAUUGCACUUGAAAUCAUAGUAUUACAUAUAUUAAACUUAAUUUAAUUGAAUCAGUUUUUUUCUAUGGACAAUUCUGCUGAGGACUGGAUCCCCCUUUCCCAUCACAGCUUUCAUUUACAUCCCAAGUUUAAUUUUCUUAUUGCAGGAGAACCUUCUAGGACUAGUGCUCAGUCUGCCUCAACAACAGGGGGAUCUGCAGCUAAAGCUAGACAAGGUAAGGUUAAUACAGUAAGAAGCAACAAGGGGUAUAGUUUGUUCUUGAUUGAUGUAAAUGAGAUGAAGGGUCUAAGAAGUAGCACAAAUGUUGCACUUAAAAGUGCCAAACUGCAAAAUUAAACAUUUUUCACAUGUUGUCUGCAUUUUUUGCAAGGGUUCAUUUUGAGCUGAAGUUAAAAAUUCAAGUUAGUUGUUCCAAAAGGGUUCAUUUUGAGCUGAAGUUAAAAAUUCAAGUUAGUUGUUCCAAAACUCUCUUGCUCAUCCUUGAGAGCAAACUUGAUCUUGUGCCCAGUGUUACUGUGGAUCAGAUUUGGAUGUAUAGUCUUGCUAUCAGCAAUUACUGUUUGUUAUUCAAAAAUCAGUGUUAUGUUGAAUGAAGUAAACAAUCAAGUGUUGUGUUUGUUUUCAGAUCUAAGUAGGGGCAGAGGUUCAGUUGUGCAGUUAAGGAGGCCAGCCACAACAUCUACUUGGUCCACUACAAGGGGAGGUACCCAAACUCAAAGAGGUAGGAGACUUGUGGCAGUUUUCCAUUGUUUUUGUAAUACUUAACCCUUGUAACCCAUUCACACCAGGAAAACAUGUUUGGUUAAACCAGAUUUAACUGAAUGAAAAUCAGAAACAGAGAACUGAAAAAUCGAAUUUUCUGUAGGAUUCAGGUAGUGGCUAACUUGUAUGCUCAAUGUGGUACAUCUGAAGCUGAUAAACAUCAUUUCACUACUAUGAAGAAAAAAUAUUCAAUCAUGUUAAAAAAAAAACAGCUUUUAAACCUGUUUAAGCUAAAGUGUGAAUGGGGUAUUAGACUCUCAGGAGUGACCAAGACAGUAUUUCUCCUUACAAUUUUAAUACAAUAUCAAACAGAUAAGUGAUAAGUGAUGGAAACAAAGAAAGAUACCACUUAGGGGCUUGUUUGUUGAUGUAACGCUAAAUUCUCCAAACUCAUGUCACUAAGAAUUGUCUAGCAGACAGUAAGGAGAAUUACUUAGUAUUAGAUCUUGAGAGUUAUAGAGUUAAGUCAUGUUGUGUUGUUGUCUAUUCCUGAGUGACCUUCUUACUCAAUGAGAGUUUUCUCAAAUUAGAGUUCACAAUCCAGCAAUUCAUUCCCACCCUAUUACUAAUAAUAAUUACAGAAGUCUUAUUGCUAUUUCUACCCUUAAUAAGAUCAUGUUAACUAUUCCAAUAAGUGGGUAAUAAAGAAAUGUAAAUGUAAUUUGAAGGUACUUCAGCAUCAGGAAGAGUUCGUCGUCUAAGAAGGGAUCCUGUGAGAGGUGAGAUGUUUGGAUCUUGUUUUGCUCCCAAACUGAAGGCAUUCAAAGCUGUAAAGGAAUGCCAGUAGAUCUCAUGGAAACUUACAGAGACAAAAAAUAGUCAAUGCUAGUGUGCUAGUCCAUUUUUGAAUUGUGAACCUCCAUGACCUUCAGCUUUCUGGUUUUGUAUACUGAUAUAUCCAUCUUGCCUAUUUAUUAGGUCCUGGUGCUCAUCGUGGUCGUGGGACACAAAUGCCCCGUGGCAGGCAGGGCGGGACUCCAAGAGGAGGAGGACAAGCAUAAAAUGACCUUGCUCAUGAUUAAAUUGUGUAACCUAGGAUCCUUUUUAGCUUUUGUACAGAAUAGGUUUUUUGGUUUUGUUAAAGAAUCUUGUAAUAAAGUUAACAUGCAGUGUUUAAAGGCAG